GUAAUGGCAAGCAGCUGGCUUUUGGCGUAUAAAGCCACUGCCUCUUCAUCCCAUCCCCUUUUUUCUGCACCUUCUGUCGAGAUCUUAGAAUUUGAAUCCUCAGCCUAAUGAACGCCGAAACAUAUCCGAAGACCAGCAAGUACCACAAAGAACAGAGAUUCAACUGUGGAGUCUUGCUGCCGAGACAUAUGUUCGGUACAAAGCCCUUCUGACGCCGCAACUUCUCCUAUUCCAUCCACCCCAAAAACCCUAUCCUGAGCUUCUCUAUCCUCUCAUCUAACGUCGAAAUUUCCUCCAGAUUCCCUGGCUGCAAGUAUGGAGCAUGGUCUCAGACCUACACCGAUGGCGAACUGCAUCUCCAGAGCGUCUGCACUUGUCGUUGAUGUUGGCCCCACGGUCCAGCCGUGGGGCACUCAGACACUUCGGGGCUUCCGCGAACAAACGGAACCGCUCGACAGCGUCCUCCAUCACCAAAUAUGUCUGAUCAAAACGCUCUCGACUCCGCAGAGCAUUUGGUAUCUUGCAUGCAUCAUGGUGCCCAAGCCUUCAGAGACAGAGCUGCACCAAAGCGCCAACCAAAUAUCCGACUUCCAACUUAUCCACAUCAAGGCAUCCGUCAUUCGCGUCGACAUGAGGGAGCAAAACGAGGUGGUCUUCAAGCUAACCGGCGAGUCGAUCAACUCCCUGAUUAAGUACCACGAAAGUUCCAACUGCGUUGGGAUCGUGGCUAAGAUGCAACAGCAGGCUAGAAAUGAUCGAAUGCGAAAGAAGGUGCGCGAGGACUUCCUACAAGCUAUCAAAGAGUUCGUGUAUCGUACCAACGUCUCCGCUCUGAAAGGUCUUGAAGAGGAUGGAGCCGGCGAGUUGCUUGGCGAUGAUAGUGAAAAGGUAAAGAGAAUCAUUUUGGGCAUGAUGGAAUCACCUGAUGGCACCUCCGGUAUCUCUCAAUUAUCUUGAACAGGAUACUGUGAAAACUAUUGUUUCUCUGUUGAUCCAAUCAACACUGGAUAGGUUGAGUUGUCCUUCCAACGAAGUACCUAGCUAGACUUUCAUGUGACUAUAAUUUAACUUGGAAUUUCUGAAC
Colletotrichum godetiae is the source of this 1084-nucleotide messenger RNA. RefSeq lists its product as uncharacterized. The transcript has a single exon. The coding region runs from base 316 to 957 and encodes 213 amino acids. The record is from RefSeq and is a predicted model, not a curated record. Lineage: Eukaryota; Fungi; Ascomycota; Sordariomycetes; Glomerellales; Glomerellaceae.